Molecule: messenger RNA, 851 nt
Organism: Vigna umbellata (rice bean)
Lineage: Eukaryota; Viridiplantae; Streptophyta; Magnoliopsida; Fabales; Fabaceae
Source: RefSeq, a predicted model, not a curated record
UAGAUUGUAGUCAUAAGUCUGACUUGGUUUCAUUUUCUUAUUUUCUUUAAACAGAUUUUAUUUUUAAUUCUUUAUUUUCUUAUGCUAUAUUAAUGGAGACCAAGUUUGUUCUCUUUUAAGCUACUAAAAGACAGUCUAACGAGGCAGUUCUGGAAAUGAAGUCGUCACAUGUUCUCACUGUUUCCGCUGGUUUAAUUGCUACCACAUUGUCUUUCACGUACUGGUCCAGAGUGAAAGAACAAAUCUGGUCCAGAGUGGCUAAAGAACAAAACAACAAGUCUAGAGUGGUGAAAGAACAAAACAACAACGAGAAGAUCAUUCCUCUAAAGAAAUCCAAAAUGAUAGAAGGCUUCCCUCACUAUGUUGUAAGACAGCUGGGAUUUGAAGAUCCUGUAAAAGUUCCAUUCUUGUGCCUACUACUUCAACAGUAUUUGAAAAAAUCUGAAGGAUACGAUGAGAGAAUGUAUGAGUAUAUUUUCAAUGGCAACAUAGAUAACGUAGAUCAUCUGUAUACAAAGCUGGAGCAUGAAUUCGAGAGAUGUAUUCUGAGUUAUUUUUCCUUCAACUGGGAUGAAGUUGCAACUGUCGUUAAUAAAGCUAUAAACCCGGAGUCUUCCUCGACGACGACAAAGCUAAGAGAAAUAGCAUUGACAGCUACAAGAGAAGAAAGAUUCAAAAGAUUAUCAAAGGAGUUGAAAAUGACCAGAAUAUUUUCAACGUUGAUAGAAGAAAUGAAAGCACUGCAUGGUCAAGAAAUGAUACCGGUAAACAGAAGUCCUGUACUCCUCUUAAUGGGAGGAGGCAUGGGUGCGGGAAAAAGCACCAUUCGUGAUGCAAUUCUUAAAGAGUAA